CCGUACUCGGCUCAUAUUGACGGGCGGGUGGGUUAUAGAGUCAUAAGCCAAUGUGCUUUUGGUAACCCAACUUUUCUUUUCACGUGUGUGGUCAAUUAAACCUUCAACAUCAACUGUCAGUGGUCAGUCUGUAGUUUGACAGACCCCAAAAGUCAACUAGCAAAUCUUCUUAAUUCGCGAGUGUUUGAUGAAGAAAACUGAGAUAAUCGUAUGUGUGCCUUUUGUGUGUAUCCCGUUUCCAGACUAUAGCUAGUUGCUAUACGGUGUUAAUAUAUUAACAUUUGAUUUUUUUAUCAUUUCUUCAGUGUGCGAUGCGCUUCGAAAUGGACAGAUGUAUCCCCAACCAAGCGGGAGAUAUACCAGACACCCAGGGUUAUCUAGAUCUACGUAAACAACAGAUGACAUCCUCACCCCCUGGUUCUAACGUUCUACCCGCAGUCUACAGAGAAGACUUGUGUAACAGCGGUGAAACAAUGCUACCUCAAGAUUCUUCAUUCGACGAUUGUAGUGAUGAUGAACAAUUGGAUGUGGACUCACCCCCUCCUUCUCCGAUCCCCUCCCCCGGUGGGGGAAGUGAUGGGGAAAUUAUGGAUAAGGACAAAUCUCUUGAUUCGAGUGCUAACAAUGACUCUCCUGUGAAAAUCAACGCGAGUGGUGACUCACAAGAUGACGCUUUGAAGAAGAAACAGAAUUUAGUAAAACCACCGUAUUCUUACAUCGCUUUAAUAACAAUGUCUAUUUUACAAUCUCCGAGAAAAAGACUCACGUUGUCUGGUAUCUGUGAAUUUAUCAUGACCAGAUUCCCUUAUUAUCGAGAGAAGUUCCCGGCUUGGCAGAACAGCAUCCGUCACAACUUGUCACUCAAUGAUUGUUUUGUAAAAAUUCCUCGAGAACCCGGAAACCCCGGCAAGGGCAAUUAUUGGAGCUUGGACCCCAGAAGCGAAGAUAUGUUCGAUAAUGGCAGUUUUUUGCGACGUCGUAAACGCUACAAGCGCCAUAUGAUGGAUAUGCACCAUGCAGCUUUUGUGUCACCUGCCGACUCGUAUCUGCAUCAUCACGGGAUACUUGCCGCCCACGGACCUCAGCUAUCUUUUGGACCUGGAUCGGGCGUGAUGCCGUACCCGUAUAUGUCUCCCUUUUCUCACCAUUUUCCCUUCCUCCAUGGGGAUUACAGCCGUGCUCAAGCCUCCCAUCCCGGUCUACACUCCAUAGGACAAGCAACGUUCCAGGGACUCAAUUCCUCAAAUUAUUUAUCUAGUCAAUUACAGAAUUUAGAGAAACAACAACAACAGCAACAACAACAAUUAGAAAAACAAGAAAAGGCGAAAUCCAGCUCACCACCGGUCCCGAAACCCGGUUUCUUUAUAGACAGUUUAAUUGGUAAUACAAGUAGUUCGAGUAGUUCGAGUAAGCCAUCAAUUACAAACUCUACGUCAUUAUCAUCAACGUCUCCUGUGACGUCUUUUAGACCCUCGCUAGCGUCUGUGUUACCCAGUUUAGGUCUUCCGUCAUCGUUAGGCGCUCUACGACCGGGAUUAGUAGACUUUCCACGAUCAGGAACCAGUGCUUUCUCGUCACCCCUCGGGGUUUCUGGACUCUCUCCCCUCGAUAUCGAAAAAUAUCGCCAGUACGUUCAGGCAUGUACCAUACCAACCUGGCCUCGCUGAGGCGACCAACAUCAAAAGUGUUUAGGUUAUUUCCUAUGAUCUCAAAAACAACAAAAAGUCGAGGCGGCCGGCGUCUGGACACAUCGCUAGCCACGGUUCGAACAGUGGUCAAAUCUAGGAGGGAUUUUCCGUGGAUGGAAAAGGCUUAAAGUAAUUGAACUAGAUGAAAGACACUGUCGAUGUUCCACAUUCCCUUCCAAACACUAUGUGUCAUUUUACUAAUUAUAGCCUUUAACGACUCGACAGGGUUAGUUAGCCUAUGGAAAUUCUCUAUAACCGAUGUGAGUAGAUUUAUUUGGUUUUUUGAAAAUAUUUGUCAGUUUUCUUGUUAGGUAUGUAUGAAAUAGUUCGCCUUGUCGGUGUGGGGGCCAUUGCAGAUUAUAUCCAGCUUGAUAGAAUGUUAUCUAGUGACUUGUUAAAGGUUUUUGUCCACAUAAAUUGUUCAUAUUAUAAAUGUGAGAACACUGUUACCCCCCAUUAUUAUUCUGACGUGUAGACAUUUUUAAAACAUUCUUACGUGUUGUAAAGACUUAUUGGACGAAAAGAAUAAUAUUACACAAAGCAAAAUUCAUCCAUGUUAUGAAUUGUACUGUACAUUUUGUAAUUAUGCUUUAGGUCAUAUUUCUUUUAUCAAUUAAAUUAUUAAAAUGGAUGAAUUUUUAGUGCAAUUGUUGUUAGAGAUUUCUCUUUGUUUUUUGUUUCGCCCAAGUUGUAAAUAAUCUUUAUUAUUAUUAAAUAUGAAGCUAUGAUUAGAUCAUAAUAUAGAUAUACAGUAGAUGAUGAUGAUGAUGAAUAUUUAUGACUUUUACUUACAUCAUUGCAAGACAUUUAAUUAUAUAUAUAUAUAUCAUGAAUAUAAGUUUCAGUCAUCCAACUAAACAUGUUCAA
Messenger RNA from Patella vulgata (common limpet), 2555 nucleotides. RefSeq names its product forkhead box protein D3-A. Bases 312 to 1667 code for a protein of 451 amino acids. Gene Ontology annotation, molecular function: RNA polymerase II cis-regulatory region sequence-specific DNA binding; DNA-binding transcription factor activity, RNA polymerase II-specific. Gene Ontology annotation, biological process: cell differentiation; anatomical structure morphogenesis; regulation of transcription by RNA polymerase II. The record is from RefSeq and is a predicted model, not a curated record. The transcript has a single exon. NCBI's taxonomy places the organism in Eukaryota, Metazoa, Mollusca, Gastropoda, Patellidae.